CCCCCCCCCUUUUCUUUAAAUUGUUUCUUUUUUCAUUAAAACCUUCUCGUCACUUCAAUGACUGGAGAUUCCCAGGGAUCUGGAUCCAGAAGAGCGUGGAGAUGAACUUUGAACAUUUCCUGCUUGUGAUUAUUUCAAUCGUCACCAUCACUUCAGGGUCCCGAGCACGAUUUGAAGACAGUGCUCCUCGGAUAGUGGAGGACCCUUCCGACUUGAUCGUCUCCAAGGGGGAGCCCGCCACCCUCAACUGCAAGGCGGAGGGCCGGCCCACGCCCGGCAUAGAGUGGUACAAAGACGGCGAGCGCGUGGAGACCGACAGGGAUGACCCACGCUCCCACCGCAUGCUCCUGCCCAGCGGCUCCCUCUUCUUUCUACGCAUCGUUCACGGACGCAGGAGCAAACCGGACGAGGGCGUCUACACCUGCGUGGCCCGCAACCUGCUGGGAGAGGCCAUCAGUCGCAACGCAACGCUGGAGGUCGCUGUCCUGAGAGAUGAUUUCCGGCAGGCCCCGAGCGACGUGGUGGUGGCCGCCGGAGAACCCGCGGUGCUGGAGUGCGUGCCCCCACGGGGUCACCCCGAACCCGCCGUCUUCUGGAAACGCAACAACGCCCGCGUCAGCAGCAAAGACGACCGCAUCACGAUGCGAGGGGGCACGCUGAUGAUCUCCCCCACCAGGAAGAGCGAUGCCGGCAUGUAUGUGUGUGUGGGAACCAACAUGGUGGGAGAGAGGGACAGCGAUCCUGCUGAGCUGGUCGUUUACGAACGUCCGGUGUUGGUACGGCGCCCGGUAAACCAGGUGGUCAUGGAGGAAGAGACCGUGGACUUCCUGUGUGAGGUCCACGGCGAUCCUGCUCCCACCGUGCGAUGGCGGCGAGAGGAAGGGGAGCUUCCUCGCGGGAGGUUUGAAAUCCGCAACAGCAACAACCUGCGUUUGUUCCGCGUGAAGGCGCAGGAUGAAGGGACGUACACCUGCACAUCUGAGAACAGCGUGGGCAAGACGGAAGCCUCGGCCAUGCUGCAGGUCCACGUGCCUCCUCAGAUUACCGCAAAGCCCAGAGACCAGAUUGCCGCCCAAGGGAGGAGCAUAACCUUCCAAUGUGGCACCACAGGAAACCCUCCACCUGCCAUCUUCUGGCAGAAAGAGGGCAGCCAGAUGCUGCUGUUUCCUGGUCAGCCACCAUCGCAGUCCGGUCGGUACUCCGUUUCCAUGAGCGGCGAGCUGAUCAUCGCGGACGUCCACCCCGAGGACUCGGGCUUCUACGUCUGCCAGGCCAUCAGCGUGGCAGGAAGUGUCCUGACCAAGGCCCUGCUGGAGGUGGAAGGAGGGCCUUCGGGUCGUAUCCCACCGAUCAUCCGGCAGGGUCCGGCCAACCAGACCGUGUCCCGGGGGGCCGUGGCACAGCUGCACUGCCGCUUAGUUGGAGGCACCUCAGUCAAGAUCUCAUGGGAGAAAGAUGGAGAGAGGCUGCAGGGAAAUAAACCCCGAGUGACCUUGAUGGAGAACGGCACGUUGCAAAUUGCAGAUCUAAAGGACGCCGACUCUGGGAUGUACACGUGCGUGGCGUCCAGUCCCACGGGGGAAUCCAGCUGGAGCGGGAUGUUGACUGUCAGAGAGGAAGGAGCCUCUUCGGGAUCCAGAGCGUCUGAGUUCAUCCAGCUUCCAGGGCCGCCGCAGAAACCCGUGGUUACCGAGGUGACCAAGAGCACCGUCACUCUGACGUGGCAGUCCAAUCCUCACGAAGGCGGAGAUGCCGUCACCUCCUACGUCAUCGAGGCUUUUAGCCAAUCGGUGGGCAGCACCUGGCAAACCGUUGCGGACCACGUGAGGCACGAGAGGCACACGGUCGUUGGACUUUUCCCAAACACGGUUUAUCUGUUCAUAGUCCGAGCCCUCAACUCCUACGGCCUCAGCGACCCCAGUCCGAUCUCUGAGCCGGUCCGGACUCAGGAUGGGAGUCCAACAGAGCAGGGCGUGGACCACAGGCAAGUUCAGAGAGAGCUGGGGGAGGUUUCCAUCUACCUGCAGAAGCCCGUGGUUCUUUCUCCCACCAGUGCCAGGAUUUCUUGGACUGUCGCCCGUCAGUCCCGGUACAUCCAGGGUUAUCGCGUGUUUUUCCGGGUCAUCGGAGGCUCCUGGCUGGUCCGAGAUGUGGAGGCGACAUCCGACUACAGCGCAACGUUAGCAGAUCUCCAGAGCAAGAAGGAGUAUGAAGUCAAGAUACGGCCCUACUUCAAUGAGCUGCAGGGCCACGACAGUCUCAUGGUUCUGGUCCGGACCCCUGAGGAGGUUUUAAGUGGCCCUCCGCAGGCUGUUUCAGUGGUGCAGCUCACCAAUAGCUCAAGUAUCAGCGUCUCCUGGGAACCACCGCCUCACAACGUUCAGACUGGAGUCAUCCUAGAGUACAAGGUCUGGUGUUUGUCCAGCGACGCGGCGAGUCAGAUAAACCGAACGGUGGACGGUUCCGUUCUGUCCAUCCUGCUGACGGGUCUGCUCCCCGAUGUCCAGUACACGGUGGCGGUGGCUGCUGUCACCAGUCUGGGUGUGGGCGCUCCGAGUCUGCCUGUCAGCCUGCUUGUUGCUCAACAACCGGUGGAGGUGAAGAAAGGCGGCGAGCUCAGCGUGACGGAGCAAAUCGCCGGCGUUAUCCGCCAGCCGGCCUUCAUCGCGGGGCUGGGCGUGGCCGCCUGGCUGGUUCUGAUGGGCUCCGGCGGACUGCUCUACUGCCGGCACCGCAGGAGGAAGCAGCUGGGCCACUACACCACAUCCUUCGCCUACACCCCAGCAGUUGGCUUUGCUCACAGUGAAGGAUCUGGAAUCGUCAAUGGAGGGCCUGGCUUGUUGGGGUCAAAUAUGGGCAAUUACCCCUGGCUGGCGGACUCCUGGCCCACUCCGAACCUCACUCACAGCAAAGACUUUGUCAACUGCUGCUCUGGAAAACUGGACUCGGAAAGAUAUUAUAACUCCGUCGGGAUCAUUAUCUACCCCAGUCAGACGGAGAAGCGCAGCACGGCGUCCAACGACAGCCCCAUUUACAGCACCAUCAACACAGCGGCCGAGGACGACCUGCUGGCUUACUAUGACACCUACUCCAGCGUGCCCUUCAACCAGGGUCCAGACCCCUACAGCAGCAACCCAGUGCUGCCCAGUGCUGGGAUUCUGGGUCUGGAGCAGGACCUGGACCGCUGGACCAUCCAGUCUGGCCAGUCGGGGUCAGAAUAUGCCAAACUCCAGUACACCAAGAAAAGCAACGACAAACUGACUUCGCAGGCAUCUGCUGGAUCCCUGUCCAAGCCGGCUCCUCUCACCUGGGUGGACGUUUUAUCGCUUCCUCUUCCGCCCACCAGGGGCAGAGAUCAUCCAAAACCAGACAAAGGAGAGGCGCAGCACAGCUCCGAGGAGGAAGAUGAUGACUGGUGUCCUCCGCUGCCGGCCAGAACCUACCUGAUGGACUCUUACAGGGAGGACGGGUCAGACCUGCCGUCCAGACCAGAGGAAGUAAUGCCUCCCCCACAGCAUGACGCCCCGCAGCCAGGCGACAGUCCCCGCAUCCAGCACUUUGACUUGUUGGUUCGCCACCAGCAGAGCCAGGUGUCCCAGUCCAACCCCGAUCUAUUCACCAACACCAAGGCACUGGAAGCCAGUGAUCUGUGCAACCACAGCAGCCAAUGGGAGGAUGAUUUCAGGGGAGAAAGCCUCGGCAAAGGACAAUCUCUCGACGCGGCCGCCGAGUCGAGCCCGACGGCUGCGGCGCAGAAACCCAGGAGUAAAAAGAGAGCGCCGAGGGACGGACAGAGCCGGAGAGAGAGGCACGGAGACGCGGCAGAACUCCCGCCUCCGCCGGCCCCUCCCGCCGCAGACGGCUCCCCGCGGCUCUUUGUGGACGUUUCGAGUCGCAGACAAGCAGACAGCGAAACAAGAGAGGGAAGCGAUUUGCCCGCUCUCCUGAAGCGAGGAGACGAUUCCUCACCCCAGAGGGGAGGACUUGCAAAGUGGUUAUCACAAGAUGAGAAUGUAAUCCCAUAUAGACAGCCAAACGUCUUGUCCGAGGUCCAGACGUCGGGCUCCGGGUCCUUGGGGAGACGGGCAUUUCCUCGGCCCGCCGCCGCUGCUCAGAGGAGAGAUAAGAACCUCUUAUAGACAGCCGCCGAUUACACCAUGUGACGUUCUCCUCUCUUUUCCUCCCCAACUUCCUGUCUCUGCGAACCAUCAAUGUGUUGCCAUGGCAUCCCGCGAAAAGCUGAAGACAAAAGGAAAAGCGUCAAGGCUCGCCAUCUGCCUGCUCACAAGCUACUCGUAUUCUCUUCUUGUUUUACCUUAAGGAUCUUCUUUUUCCUUCUUCUUCUUGCGUGUGAUUUCUCUCACUCCCCCCUCCUUGUAAAGAGUUCCUCUGUAAUCUUUUAUUUUAUUUUUUUUAAAAGAAGAGGUGAUCAGAUUUAUUGCUAAGAAAAGAAACGUUUGGUAUUUUUAGGCUCAAGGGAAUGAAAUGGAAGUAUUGCGUUGUUGUGCAGCAGAUUAAUGAAUGUAUCUUUUGUUUACUCCUGACCGUCAAAACUAUGAUGCUGCGUUUUUGUCUCUCUCUGUUUUUUUUUUUUUUCUUCUUGUUUUGGUUUUUUGAUGAACGACGGGGCGGGGAAGAGGGACAUGAAGCUAGAUCUCACGAUGUCGGUGUGUGUGUGUGUGUGUGUGCGUGCAUGUGCGUGCGUGUGUGUGUGCGUGAGUGUGCCAGUGCUUUAGUUUUACCUUCCCGUGUGGCUGUGUAACCGUAUUAGAUCACCAGUGUGUUCAUUUUUAAAUUUGAAAAAACAAAUAAUAAAUAAAUAAAAGGCUUUGUUACAUAAAGGUUC
This is a messenger RNA of Poeciliopsis prolifica (blackstripe livebearer), 4846 nucleotides long. RefSeq lists its product as uncharacterized. The record is from RefSeq and is a predicted model, not a curated record. The transcript has 26 exons. NCBI's taxonomy places the organism in Eukaryota, Metazoa, Chordata, Actinopteri, Cyprinodontiformes, Poeciliidae. Gene Ontology annotation, cellular component: plasma membrane; axon. Gene Ontology annotation, biological process: cell-cell adhesion; axon guidance. Gene Ontology annotation, molecular function: protein binding. Bases 102 to 4139 code for a protein of 1345 amino acids.